AUGAAAAAGAGGAAGGAAAAAACUUACCAGGCGCCGACAGUGACACAAAGCUCAGGGCGGCAGUGGGACGGUGACAGCAAUGGGACAGAGGAGGGCAGCAAUGGGAUGGUGACAGUGAGUCUUUCACCGGCAGUGAGAGGAGAAGCGGCAGUGGUGACACAGUCUCCGAAGCGAGGGGAGUCGAUUGCUGGAGCUGCUGACGGACGGGGAGGAGUCGUCGGACAGAGGGGAGCUGAAUGUGGGUGGUGGAUUGAGUCGCCGGACGGAGACUGGCGGUGGAAUGACGAAGGUUGUCGCUGGACUUGA
Oldenlandia corymbosa var. corymbosa is the source of this 306-nucleotide messenger RNA. NCBI's taxonomy places the organism in Eukaryota, Viridiplantae, Streptophyta, Magnoliopsida, Gentianales, Rubiaceae. The record is from the annotation of a GenBank genome assembly.